AUGCCGGCCGACAGCACAGUAGAUGUUGUGGAGGCUCCAGUCUUAGAAGCAAAGCCCUCCAGCAAAAGCUCGCAUAAUCCAAAACUGAAAAGAAGCGACGAAUACGGCGUUCUAAGUGCCCCAAACAUCGGACUGGUGGUUUUGGGAGAGCAUCAGUUCGAAACAUGGUACGGUAACGGCGCGUAUUUCAACUCAGCUGGCGACUCAGAGCUAGGAAUUGACAGCAUACAUGUCAGUGGCUCUUCAAGAAGAAAAACACCCGCAGUGGACUCGCAGCUUUGGUUAGACAAGUUGUAUGUGUGUGUGCAUUGCUUCAAAUACACCGCAGACGAGGGCAAGAUGACAUUACACAGAACUUUGUGCCCUCUACGAAAGCCUUUUCCGCCAUUGGGAAGGUUGGUCUAUUCAGAUACGAAAGCACCGUACCUCAUCAAGCAUGUUCGAGGGUUCACCCAUGAGCUUUUCUGCCAAAAUCUCUCGCUUUUUGGCAAGCUCUUCCUCGAUGACAAGUCGGUCUACUACAACGUCGACUGCUUCGACUUUUACAUUCUUUACGGCUUCGAUCCCCAGGAUGAGGACAUCUCCGGAUCGGUGCUACGCAAAUACUUCAAACCAAUGGGCUUUUUCUCCAGAGAAGUCAAUUCCUGGGAAGCUGACAACAACCUCGCAUGCAUAUGUGUUUUCCCACCGUACCAGAGGCUCCAUCUAGGGCAACUCCUUAUCGAAUUUCUGUAUGCUCUCGCGCUGGUGACACCAAACAUGGCAAGGCUGGGUCCUGAGUUCCCACUCUCACCAUACGGAAAGGUCAGUUACCUACGAUUCUGGUCCAAAAAGUUGGCGUCCCAUAUAACCACAGAUUUAGCUCAUAAAGAUAACGUCACUCUUCUGCAACUUGGAAACGACACGGGAUUCCGGAAAGAGGAUACACUACUCGCAUUGGAGUAUAUGGGUGUCCUAGAAGAGGACCCUGACACCGAAGAUGUUUUCGUCAACACAAGCAAGGUGAAAGACUGGUGCAAGAAAAAUAAUUACAAUGGUUCCAUUCAUCAGCAAAUUCUAAACCCACUGACAGCUUCCAUACCUGAACCUGUUCAUGUUGAGCCACCCGAAGGCUCGUCUGAGUCCCUUUUUGUUCAGGAAGACGAUGAUGAGGACGUGGUCGAGGUGAUUGAGGAGCCUCAGCAGAACGGUUCAUCACAGCCUACCCAGGAUACGACUACGACCCAAGUUCCGGUGACCUUGCUGAGUCAACCUAUCGAAGAGCAGACGACUCUAGCGUCUCUGCAAGAUUCAAACGGCUCCGAAACUAGACUAUCACAAAUCGGAUUUGAUCUUUUCAAAAGUCAACUACAAUCAGUUAUUGGCGAUGCUUCCAACAAGGCAUUGCGUCAUCUUUACCAAAAAUACUUCAACAGACCCAACUACAUUCAGCUUGCAACAAAUGAGUACUUCAACAGUAUGGAGUUGGGCGCGACUCCAACGCAAGAGGAAGUCAAGGAAGAAAAGGAUGUAAAAGAAGAACGAAACGAGGAAAUCAAAGAGCUUUAUGAACGCAUGAGAACUCAAGUGAAGCAAGAUCAAGAGGAGAUCAAGGCCAACCUGUGGAAGAAAUACAUAGGGACGCUUCAUUUGGAAGCUUGGGCAACGCGACCAUACCUUCGCAGUCUUAAUUAUAAGCAACCCUUGGUAAUAAAGAGACUUAUACCAAGCAAGAUGAAAAGAUCCUCAAAGGUUCAGGCAAAGUUUGGAGAUUCAGCUGUUAUUCGAUUAUACACUGAAGGAAGUGACAACAGAGAGAUCGGCCGUCUACCGGAAGAUGUUACCAGAAUUCUCUCACCUUUAAUUGAUCUCGACUUAGCUCACUUCGAAGCAGCAGUGAUGAUGGAAACGAGCAAACGGAUUUCCAUAGGUGACCCUUUCUACAUUCUGGUCCGCUGUUUCCUCAAUAAUAAUACUUUUGUCAAUCAUGAGAAGUACGUUGGUAGUGAGGAUGUGGAUGAUGCUUCCCCGUCAAAGAAAAGAAAAGUUUCAAAGGGAGCCGGUUUCAACUACUCAAAAGAAACCGAUGCUGAGGCAGCUUUAAGACUCAAACAAAAGUCCAUCGCAAAGUUGUUCGAUAAGUUACAUAUUGUUCCGUUUGAUGAAAAUCUGCCGCCCGCUGAAGAACUUGUGGUACUCGAUGACGAUGCCUCCCCUGAAGACACCUCUACCAAUGCCACCAUGGAUGAACUAAGUCUUGAUCAGUUGAAAGACUUUUAUACCGCCAAUCAGCAUUCAGAUUAUUUAGAUGAUUUGCCGGAGUCAACGACGCCUCCAAAAGAGAAUUUCAAGUUGGAGCUCAGGCCUUACCAAAAACAUGGACUUUCAUGGAUGUUGGCGAGAGAAAAAGAGAUUGAUACUCUUGAGACGUUGUCAACAAGUGAAGGCGAAGGGUUUUCUACGCAAAGGCGUCAAGCAAUUCGUCAAGAUGAAGGUGUGGCGAACCCUCUUUGGAGCAAAUUCAAGUGGCCCACAGACCCUGCAAAUGAGGUUGAAAACCUGUCUGAGGACGGGUUUUUCUACGCCAAUUUGUAUAAUGGCGAGAUGUCCACUGACAAACCUAUGAUGAAGAGCUUCUUAAAGGGCGGAGUCCUUGCUGAUGAGAUGGGCUUGGGUAAGACGAUUUCGACUUUGUCUCUCAUCCAUUCCGUUCCUUAUGAUCUAGAGGCAAUUAAAUUCGAGCCUCCUCGUUACGCAUCCAAAACGACCUUGAUUAUUGUUCCGAUGUCAUUGUUGUCACAGUGGAAGGCCGAGUUUGACCGUUCUAACAACAAUAAGAACCAUAGGUGCUUUAUCUACUAUGGUGAUACAGUUCAGGCCGAUUUCUCUCAGACAUUAUGCGGACGAUCCACCAAUAUACCGAUUGUUGUUUUGACGACUUACGGCACAGUUCAGAACGAGUGGACUCGUUUCAACAAAACGCGUGAUGAAAACGGCAAACUCCCUAAGUUGGGUUUAUUCUCUGUUGAAUAUUUUAGAAUCGUUUUGGACGAAGGUCAUACAAUCAGGAAUAGGACUACCAAAACGGCAAAGUCUGUUCAUGAGUUGGAGCUGAGAAGGAAAUGGGUACUAACUGGAACCCCGGUGGUAAACAGGUUAGAUGAUAUAUUCUCCAUUGUCAAAUUUUUGAAGCUUGAACCUUGGAGUAAUUUCUCAUACUGGAAAACGUUUGUGACCUUACCUUUUGAGCAAAAGAAGUUCAACCAAACGUUGGACGUGGUCAAAUCAAUCUUGCAACCGAUAUUUUUGAGGCGUACAAAGAACAUGAAACUGAAAGAAGGCAAACCUCUCAUCAGUCUCCCGGAGAAGGAAGUCAUUGUGCAAGAGCUUGAUUUCAGUAAGAGAGAGCAACUUUUUUAUGACUUUUUUAAAACCAGAGCAUUUCAGUCUUUCAAGGAUGGUAUCAAAAGCGGUGAUUUGUUGAAGAAGUAUACUCAGAUCUUGACACACAUCUUGCGGUUACGGCAAAUUUGUUGCCAUGCUGAUCUCGUUUCGAAAAGUGAUGAGCUCGAUGAGACUUGGGCUCGUGAGUUGGAGGAAUUCGAAAAACCCUAUUUGUCUGAGAGAUUCGAGAGCGAUACGAAAAUGAAGCAGACGAUGUAUGGUCUCUACAAGCGGAUUGAUAUCCCGAACAGUGAGUGCUCCAUAUGUACUCAAGCUCCGAUAAGUGUUGGAGAGAUGAUAGUCACUGAAUGUGGCCAUAGUUUUUGUUUCCACUGCUUGAAAGAACACAUAGAGUUUCAGGCAAACAAUGGUAACAGUCCGCUUUGCCCAGAUUGUCGUGGCUCAAUCUCGAUAUACAGACUCUUCAAAAGCAGAAAUAAGGAGAUGGAAAAGAAGGAGGUUAGAUUUCACACAAACGAGCAAGUGGACGAUCCGAGCGCAAAGUAUGAAUUUCAGCUUUACCACUAUGAUCCAGACAGAACAUCCUCAAAAAUUGAGGCGCUCAUAAGUCAUCUUAUAGCCCUUAAGGAUCAAGCUCCGGGUGAGCAAGUGGUGGUGUUCUCACAAUUUUCCAGUUAUCUUGACUUGAUCGAAAACGAGUUGAAGGUCAUCAGCAACAAUGGCGACGAUUUCGAGGUUUAUAAAUUCGAUGGUCGUUUGAAUGUCAACGACCGUGAAAAGAUCUUGCUGAGCUUCACGGCCGAGCGUAAAAUGAGUGGAAAGAUUGUCGUCCUCCUCUUGUCGUUGAAAGCGGGGGAUGUUGAGGAUCAGGCUAUUGACAGAAUUCAUCGAAUCGGUCAAGCUCAGAAUGUCAAGGUUGUACGCUUUAUUGUGAAGAACAGUAUAGAAACCAAGAUGUUGCGCAUUCAAGAAAGGAAGCGUAUGAUGGGAGAAGCUGUUGAAGUUGAAGAGGAAGAAAGAAGAAAGCAAAGAAUCGAGGAGAUCAAACUCUUAUUCGAAGACAAGCAUGAAAUUGGCACUGGCGAAUACCAAAACAUUGAUUACUUCUACAAGUUCACCACAGAGCUCUUGAUUAGGGAAACUGGACGUUUGGGCCUCCGGCUCACAAAUGAGGAUGAAGAAGUCGUCAAAGAUGAUCCGGAAGAUGUUCUUAACGUAUUGCGUGAGGACUUUGACAAAAUUUCUUCCAGCUACAAUGUUGCAAACGGUGAAACUGUUGUUUACAUGAACAAGGUGGAGGAGCCACCUCUUCCAGCCUACCACAGCUUAUACUCGUCACAAUCACCACCCGAGCCUAAGAUUAAAACGCAACCACUCUUCUCCAGUUUGAUCGGAAAGUCAGCUCUUGAUCUUAGAAACACAAUUGUACCUGAUCCAUACCUGUUGGCGAAGGUCAUUGGUUCUACCAAAACCGUUCCUAGCAACUCGGAAACUUUGAAGAACUACGGAAACCCAGUGGCCAAACCGCCUGGCCCUGGUCAGCUUGGUGGUCAAAUAUUGGAUAGCUUCUUCCAUCCAAAUUGGUAUACUGUCGAGGCCCCCAAGUGGUUGGUGUAUAAGCAAAGAGCAUUGAAACCGCCUGUUGAGUCUACUCUUGUGAAAGAAACUUUUGACAACGAGUUGAGAACUUUUGAAAAGGUGUCCAAUACAAUAAGAUCUUUUGGUCCGGCCACUGACCUGAGAAGCUCGGUUCUCAGCGCUUCACUUCGAAAUUCCGUGUGGUUCAAUCAUUUCGGUGUCAAGUUGAUAAAUGACAUAACGAAAAAGUAUUCUGGAACCACACCAUCGAACGGUGAUCGCCCAGCAGCUCAGCCUAAUAAGGAGGAUACAGCUAUGGAAGAAGACUCUCCUCUCGACGACCAACCAGCUGCCAUCGACGCAAAUGGAAAAGACAGUUUGGAAUUGGAUGACUCAGAUGUAAGCCUGGAUGUCAUCAAGCUUGAGAAUCUUGUAUACUACAGACCAGAAGAGGUUGUGGCCUUGGCUGAAUUGAGACGAGAAAAAGAAGAGUUCAAAUCGCCCGCAAAAAUCCAAAAGGUCAUAUCAUUGAGUAUUCUCAGACUCAACAAGUUGCGUCAAGAAAGAUACCGUCUGAGCGGUAAUAAGAAGCACGAUGCAUCUGUUGCAGAAGUUGUUCUUUACAAGAAAAUUACCAAACUUCUCACCCUCCUUCUCCAGUCCAAAGCCGGUCAGGACCAGGCUUUCCCUCACACUCUCAGCAAGGAGUUGCCUGUGCUACUUAACGAGAUCCCAGGUGUUUUGCCGGGACACAUGCCUUCAUCCACUUCCUCAAUUAACAAGACUGGCAGACUCGCUAGCAUCAGAGGGCCCUACAAAAAGAAGAAAGGUUUCAUGUGA
Messenger RNA from Candidozyma duobushaemuli, 5802 nucleotides. RefSeq lists its product as uncharacterized. The record is from RefSeq and is a predicted model, not a curated record. Gene Ontology annotation, biological process: regulation of DNA-templated transcription. Bases 1 to 5802 code for a protein of 1933 amino acids. Lineage: Eukaryota; Fungi; Ascomycota; Pichiomycetes; Serinales; Metschnikowiaceae. Gene Ontology annotation, molecular function: ATP binding; histone acetyltransferase activity; nucleic acid binding. The transcript is spliced from 4 exons.